Setaria italica (foxtail millet) is the source of this 2405-nucleotide messenger RNA. Its product is annotated as cinnamoyl-CoA reductase 2. NCBI's taxonomy places the organism in Eukaryota, Viridiplantae, Streptophyta, Magnoliopsida, Poales, Poaceae. Gene Ontology annotation, molecular function: oxidoreductase activity, acting on the CH-OH group of donors, NAD or NADP as acceptor. The coding region runs from base 1278 to 2228 and encodes 316 amino acids. The record is from RefSeq and is a predicted model, not a curated record. The transcript has 9 exons.
ACUUCCUUAUCCCCUUUGUGAGCGCCCAUAGUUCUUCCCCUAGAAACAUUCACCUUCCUGUUGUCCCUCCCCUCCCCUUCCUUAUGGGCUCCUCCUUUCCCCAACUUGGUUGCCUUCUCCAAUUCUUGGCAAAAGUUCCCAAGAUGAUUUCAUCAUGAUCAAAUCCGACCAAGAGUGGCGUUGGUGGAUCUAGGUGGCGGUGGCACACAACCAACCGUGUGUGGAUGGACCGGAGGCACCAUUACUAGAGCAAGACAUCGCAACAGCUACAGACGAUCUAGCCGCUGUGGGAAGGAGGAGAACUGAUGAAGGGUGCGAGGGGAGAUGGGAAUUUACCGUGAGAUCGUUAGAACUCAUUCAUUCAAGCAGAGGAAAAUAACUGGGUUACUGUCCCCAUAUGUUCAUUGGGAAGGGAAAGCUUAGUAGUUGAUUAGAAAGAGAUGGGGAAAAGGAAUUCAUUCGAGCGGUCGCAUGCCAUGCAUGCUGUCGGCCCCUAAAAGGAACUCACCGCUCCGUUAGUGUUUGUUUCCUAAAGCAGCAAGCCAUCAAGUAAAGCAUCAAUCUUGGUAAGGAAACAAUCAACCCAAGUGAGCUGUACAGCAAAUGCAAAAGAGGAACAUCUCUAACAAACUGCAAACUGCAAAAGGCAUGCCGCAUGCCCUUUCAAGAGACGACGACGAAGAAGAAUGUGUGCUCUCGUGCUCACAGAGCAGGGUGCCCACAGGAUCCCAUCUAGUGCUCUACGCAUGUACCCAGCAUACGCUAUGCUUGUGGUACACGAUGGUAAAUUGGCAACUCCAGCAAUCUACACCACCUCACCAUCUCUAUCCAGAGUGAGCACUUGCAGUUGCACGAGGUGAAUAUCUUGCAAGCAAUGUUUUGCAUCAUCACUAAACAAAACGCACCAGAUUUGGAAGCAAGUUCCAAAAGAGAAAUUAUACAUUGUGUGUACUGUUCAUUUGAGUACAACUCAAGCACAACAUUAUGUGAGCUUCCUAUAUAUCCAAGUGGUUUCAGCCGUUGGAUCUUCUCUUGUGGUGCUCGGGUCGUGUUGUGACCGUCGGAUCCCGCGCUUCGACACCGAAAUCGUGCUGUUCUGUGCUCAUUCAAGAAGUAAAGCCCCUGCAGCCUAUACCUCGUUGGCAUCAGUAUCUACAGGAUACUACUAAUAAGAGAGAAAAAUCAACAGUAAACUCUUGAGACACUCAGUCACACAGACAUCGCCGCCGCCGUACGUGUAACUCGAUCGAUCGUACGUAGGCCAAGACAGGGAGAGGAUGGCGACGACGGUGUGCGUGACCGGCGCCGGGGGCUUCGUGGGCUCGUGGCUCGUCCAGCGCCUCCUCGCCGCCGGCCGGUACACCGUCCACGGCACCGUCCGCGAUCCCGGCGGCGCCAAGAACGCGCACCUGGCGGCGCUGGACGGCGCGGCGGAGCGGCUGCGGCUGUUCAGGGCGGACCUGAUGGACUCCGGCAGCGUGGCGGCGGCCGUCGCCGGCUGCGACGGCGUGUUCCACGUGGCGUGCCCCGUCCCCGACUACGCCCUCACCGAUCCUGAGGCCGAGCUGCUCGCUCCAGCCGUGGCGGGCACCGUGAACGUCCUCAAGGCGUGCUCCGAGGCCAAGGUCAAGAGGGUCGUCGUGGUGUCGUCUCUCUCCACCGUGCUGGUGAACCCUACCUGGCCCGAGGGCAAGGCCAUGGACGAAGCUUGCUGGUCUGACGUCGAGGUCUGCAGAAACACUGAGAACUGGUAUUGCCUUUCCAAGACACUGGCAGAGCUGGAAGCAUUCAACUACGCCAAGAGAACCGGACUAGAUGUGGUGACACUCUGCCCAUCCCUGGUGAUCGGGCCCUUGCUGCAAUCCACAUUGAACGCAAGCAGCGCGGUCCUAGUUGAUUUCCUGACAGGAGAUCGUUUGGUGAAAAUGAAGCUCAGGAACUUUGUGGAUGUUCGCGAUGUCGCUGAUGCUCUUCUUCUGGUGUAUGAGACACAGGAGGCGUCUGGGAGGUACAUCUGCAAUUCGCACCCAAAGCAUGUGUCCGAGGUCAUAAAGCUACUCAAGAGCUGGUACCCAGCAUACAGAUAUGCCACCAACUUCGUCCCUGUGAGCGAUGAGCCUUCAUUUAAUUCCAAGAAGUUGCAGGCGCUGGGCUGGAAAUGCAAGCCGCUGGAGGAGACCCUCAAGGACAGCGUUGAGUCCUACAGGAAGGCAGGUGCCCUGGAUUGACCAAAUAGUGUCCUACACAUUUCGAAAAUCAAAUUCUCUGUCUUGUAGUACAUCCUAAUCCUGAGAAGGACUGGGAUGGGUAAUGUAAACACCAGAAGGACCAAAGCUUGUUCGUGUAAUAGGCGGCAACAAGUAUAUGAAUUCAUAUGAAGACAUGCUAUGAUUUGAAAUUUUGAA